Messenger RNA from Candidula unifasciata, 912 nucleotides. Lineage: Eukaryota; Metazoa; Mollusca; Gastropoda; Stylommatophora; Geomitridae. The record is from the annotation of a GenBank genome assembly.
AUGAUUCACCUGGCCCAGCUCAGUGUGACGCCAACGGCUAUGGAAGCUGCUGCCACCUGUGGGGUUUUGCUGGGCGUCACUUACAUCAUCUGGAGGUGGCGAUCCCGCUCCCAGCAAAGCUUCCUGACACCCAACACCGCCAAGGACACAGUGGUUCUCCACCAGUACGGCAAGGCUCUGACAGUUCCCAGUAUCUCACCAUUCGUCAUCAAGUUAGCCACCUACCUCAGAGCAGCAAAGAUCCCAUAUGUUGAUGCCUACAGCCGCAGACCUGGCCCCAAACAGAAGCUGCCGUGGAUACAGUACAACAACCAGGCUGUCCCAGAUUCCCAACUGUGUAUCGAGUUUCUGAACACCCAGCGCCAGGUGAACUUAAACAAUCACCUCACUCCAGACGAGAUUGCCAAAGGUCACCUGAUUAGGAGAGUAUCUGAGGAAUCGCUCUACUGGGUUCUGCUUAUGUGGCGUCUGGUCUUUGAAUCAAGCGGUGACCUCUACAAGAAACUUGGUGUUCCAGCAUUUGUGGUCUGGUACAUGCGCAGGGAAGCCAAGUCAAGACUCUGGUCUCAUGGGAUUGGCCGAUAUUCACAGCAAGAGGUCAUCAAAAUCAUGGAGGAUGAUCUGAGUGCCAUCUCUACAAUCUUAGGAGAGAGAAACUUCCUGUUUGGUGAUGUUGUUGAGGAUGUCAGCGAGUUUGACUGCGCUCUGUUUGGACAACUGUGUCAACUCUUGUGGCAAACACCGGGAACCCCGGUUGCAGGGAUCAUUGCUGAAAAGUUCCCCAACCUUGUCCACUUCUGUGAGAGAAUGAAGUCGUCCUUUUGGCCAGACUGGGAUCAGAAGCUGCUACACCCCACACAAGUUCCAACUGUAGGUCACACAGUUGAUGCUUCCAAGGGACACAGGAAUUGA